GGCUGUAGGCAAAACUAAAGAGAUAAGGAAAAAGAAAGGCGAGAGGUCCCAGAAAUGGCGUCGCGAGCUUCAACGCCGCCGUACGCAAGCGCCGCGAGGAUCGCCGAUUCCCCUUGCUACCCUCAGUACGCCGCCUCCCUCAAGUGUUUAGAAGAGUUCAGUCGUGACAAGAGUAAAUGCCAGGAACAUUUCGAUGUUUACAAAGAAUGCAAGAAAAAAGAGAGGGAAGCUCGACUUGAACGUAACAAGAACCGGUCCCUCUUCUCUUGAAGACUGUUUUCAAGGAUUUCGGUUUUGAUAGAUGGAGACAAGAUGGCUGUUUCAAGGUCGGAAGAUUGAGUGUUGUAAAUUUGGGCACAAUGUUUUAAUAAAAUCAAGAUCUUGAGUUUCUGACAGCUUGAUUUGUGUGAAUCAAGGUUUGCAACCUAAGGAGCAACCUUGUUGGAGAAAACUAAUGGAACACAGUUUCUGAUGUUGUCUCGUA
Syzygium oleosum is the source of this 484-nucleotide messenger RNA. Its product is annotated as cytochrome c oxidase-assembly factor COX23, mitochondrial. The transcript is spliced from 3 exons. The record is from RefSeq and is a predicted model, not a curated record. NCBI's taxonomy places the organism in Eukaryota, Viridiplantae, Streptophyta, Magnoliopsida, Myrtales, Myrtaceae. Bases 55 to 270 code for a protein of 71 amino acids.